CAUGUUGCAUUUUAGAGUACGGUAGAAUAUGAGCGGUACUUUUAGUCUGACAUGAUAUUAUAGUGAAAUUCCUCUUCGACGCAUCCCGCUCGAAGUUUAUGGACGGUCCGAAGUUAACGUGUCUUUGAACGGAACUACAGGUAAAGUAAAACGAAAAUGCCUUUGCACGGGAAGAUAGUCGUGAUCAAGAGGAGUGGAGGCGAUGGCACCGAGUUUCCUCUCACUGCCACAUGCAUGUUCGGAAGGAAACCUGACUGUGACAUUCGUAUUCAGCUUCCUCAAGUCUCCAAGGAGCACUGCAGAAUUGACCUGAAUGAAAAUAAAGAGGUUGUUUUGACAAAUUUGAGCUCAGUGAAUCCGACCCGAAUCAACGGGGAGGCUCUGCAGCAGGCUGAGCGUUUGAAGCAUGGAGAUGUGAUAACAGUUAUUGACCGUUCUUUCAGGUUUGAGUAUCCUCCAGCACCAACACCAAAGAAGAGAGCUUCCGCAGGAGGCAAAACUGAAACCCUCAAAGUUCUUCAGGAUCAGCAAGUGGUGGACACUCUCACCGUUGAAACAGGAGAUAAGAAGCUCUCUGAAGUGUUCACAGAUGGAGCUAAUCAUGACAACAUCCGAAGAACCCUGGACAACACAGUGGAGGUGGAGUCCAAGGAGGAUGUCACCCAGUUGCAGAACAAGACCAACUCCCCAUUCAGUGAUCUGUAUCAAAUGAUCAAAAAGUCUCUGGAUGUCAAGACCCCUCGGAAGUCUUCUGCCAGUUUGCUUCAAACUCCUGCCUCGAAGUUUUGUACCCCACAACCUGCGUCUGUCAGGAAAAGUGAGGUGAAACCUGUCAUUUUCAAAGAAGACCAAGGCACUCCUAAGAUGAAGAAGGAGGCUAAAGUAACUCCUGAAGCUGACAAAAUCAAGGGGCAAGAUGAGAGUUGUAAUCCUGAGACCCCAAAGUCUGUGAAGAAGCAGAGGAAGGCAUCCUUAACAUCUUCUGAGAAUCCCGGACCUGCAGCUGAAGAAGUUGAUCAUGUGAUCAAGUCUGAAACAACUUCACCUCAGAGGAGAACGCGUGUAACCCCCCAGAAGUUCACUGCAGCUGAGGUUAUGAAGCAGGUUUGUGUUGAAACUCCAAAGUCACCUGUGAGAAGAAGCAGCAGGGAGACCACACCAGUUAAAUCAGCAGUGACUGCUGUCGAACCAGAGCCCGUUCAGAGGAAAUCACCAAGGAACUCGGGGAAAGCUGAACAAGUAGAUGAGACGACCAAAAAGCGCAAAGGUGGAAAACUUGCGGCUGACUUGCCCACAUCACAGAUGAAGAGGAAGCGUGUUUCCUUUGGAGGUGCCCUGAGCCCAGAGUUGUUUGAUAAACGACUUCCUCCCAACUCUCCAUUAUGCAAGGGAGCCUUUCCACGGAGAAGCUUGUGUCUGAAUAAGCCCAAAGAGUCGCUCCUGAGACGAGCAUCAGUCAUAGGACUCUUGAAGCCUAAGGCCUCUUCACCUGGAAAGAAGUCUCCGAACUCAAGGUCCUCUUCUCCCAAGGCAGCAUCUCCUGGAAAAAAAUCGCCAAAGUCAGCAACUCCUGCAAAGAAAUCCCCCAAAACCCCAUCUCCUGUAAGAGGAAGUUCUCCCACAGUGCAAGGGCGCUUCUCUGUGUCCCGCAUCAGCACGCCAUCUCCAGUGACUGAAGACUCUGUCACAUGUACCCCGAAAAUACCUCUGAAUAGGAAGAGCAUGAAGAGCACCUCAAGAAAGACCCCAAUUAUCGGCAAGAGCGCUGUAAAAGGGAUCCGCAGGAGUGGCAUCUCACGGGCCUCUAUGAAAGUGAAAAAUUCCUGGGUGGACAUUGUGAAAUUUGGUCAACCUAAGGCUCAAGUGAUUGCUCCAGUUAUAAAGAUGGUCACCAAAAAGACCACAAAGAAGAUUGUGUCCAAACCACAGACACCUGCAAGAAACAUCAAAGGCCACGUCAGCACGGGACACGCAGAUUCACCUGCUACCAUCAUCGUGGGCAGAGCGCACACACAGAGCGUCUUACAACCAACUGGGGCUGCUCCAAGAGUGGUCACCAAUAUUGCACUCUUAAAAAAGAACAUGAAAAUGGACGAGGACUUGACUGGAAUUUCUCAGAUGUAUAAAACCCCAGUAAAUGAAAAGAAGACGAGAUCUGGCAUUAACAAAAGGGUUGAUGUGACACCAGUGGCAGUUCUGGGCACAACUGUGGUCGAACCAUCAAUUCUGAACACACCAGAGGGGCCAGGGGAAAUGGUGGUUUCUCCACUGAAUCUGGCAUCUACAGUGAAAGACAGAAGUUACAACAGUGAAGCAGUUCAACGCCUCCUUAAUGAAGAUAAAGACUCCAGCUUUGUCAGUGUGAUCCCUGCAUUAGAGAUUCCCUCUGAUGAAUCUAGUGAGCAGCAGAGCACCAAGGUGGAGACGAGCCCUGUAAAAACUCCCAAACGGAACCCAGAACAACCCGAGUGUCUGUCUGGAUCGAAGAGGAUCACGAGGACCCCAAAACAAAAACCUGAACCCGUUGAAGACCUGAGGGGGAAGAUUUUGAAAACUCCAAAGCAGAAACCCGAACAACAAGAGUGCCUCACUGGAGUGAAGAGAAUCAUGAAGACUCCCAAACAGAAGAUUGAACAGCAAGAGUGCUUGACUGGAGUUAAGAAAAUCUUUGAGACCCCACAAAAGGAAGCUGAACCUCUUGAAGAACCUCAGGAGACACCAGCACAUGUGCAAGAAUCAGAGGACCUGUCUGAAAUGGCUGACGUUAAAACUCUGAAUGCAAAGAGCUCUCCUGUGCUGUGUGUAGAAACAGAACUAGACUUUGCCAAUGAGGAUCUACAAGAAGACAAACCAUCAGAUGUGAUCGAAGUGGUUCCCCAGGUUGACACAGUAAAAGAAGCUGUCUCAGAUGAGGUUGUCAACGACACGAAAGAGGAGCCAAGUGAAAAGGAGUCAUCAGAUAUCAUGGAAACCAUCUCUCAGGCAGCUGAAGAUGAGAGUUCACCUGAGGAACAACCAGAAGUGAACGCAGUUGUGGAGGAAGAACCCGAAGUGGACGCAGUUGUGGAGGAAGAACCCAAAGUGGACGCAGUUGUGGAGGAAGAACCCAAAGUGGACGCAGUUGUGGAGGAAGAACCCGAAGUGGACGCAGUUGUGGAGGAAGAACCCAAAGUGGACGCAGUUGUGGAGGAAGAACCCAAAGUGGACGCAGUUGUGGAGGAAGAACCCGAAGUGGACGCAGUUGUGGAGGAACAACCCAAAGUGGACGCAGUUGUGGAGGAACAACCCAAAGUGGACGCAGUUGUGGAGGAACAACCCAAAGUGGACGCAGUUGUGGAGGAACAACCCAAAGUGGACGCAGUUGUGGCUCCUGUUCAAGAGAAGAAGCCUGUCCGAGGGCGAAGAGCAAAAACUGUGGAACCUGAGGCAGUUGAGGAUAAACAAGAUGCAGCACAACAUUCUGAGGAGCCUGUCACCCCUGCUCCAGUCAGAGGGAAAAGAGGGAAGAAGACUGAAACCCCAGCUCCAUCUACUGUUCAAAAGAAGACAAGAAGCCGAAACGCAAAAACCACUGAAAGCAAUGAUGCUGAUCUCACAGUGGAAGAAAACGCCUCUCAGCCUCCAAAAAUUGAAUCCAAGCCUAAAAGAGGAAGAAACGCUAAAAAGGCGUCCGAUGAUCAAGCUGAAUUGGUUGCUACUGAAACCGAAAAUGCACCAGAGGCUGAGUGCGAACAGAUCCCUGCAGUUGAAGUCGACCACAAAGCAGAUGAGAGUGCAGCUCAAGAGAAAGCUGCUCCGAAGCUGAAGCGAGCGAGAAAACCAAAACAAGAAACUGAACCCUCUCAGCCAGAGCAGCAGGAUGUAGCAAAGGAGCAUUCAGAGGAUCCUGUGGUCCCUGCUCCAGUCAGAGUAAGAAGAGGGAAGAAAACCGAAGCCACUGCAGCACCUGCUGUCCGACAAACGACAAAAACCAGAAAUGCCAGGUCUCAAGGAAACGCCUCUGAUGAUAAACCUGAAGCUGCCCCAGAGACAUCACUGGAAAUGCAACCUGAGAUCCCCUCUGAAGCUGAGAGUGAGCAGACUGCUCCCCCUGCAGAGGAAGCUGUAGUAAAGCCGGUUCGAGGGAGAAAAACAAAACCAACACCUGUUGCGCCUUCUCAGUCAGAGCCGGAGAGUGCUGAAGUGAGUGAUGAGCCUCAACAGCAUAUUCCUACUGCUGCAAUAACCAGAAGAGGCAGAAAGAUCAAAUCUGACACCACUGAACAAACUGGGGCUGCAGAAGACACAUUGGUUACUGUGGAGACCAAGCAGGAGUCUCAGCCCCCAGUCAGGGUAAAGAGGGGAAGAAACGCCAAACAGGAGGAGGAAAAGCAAGCGACCUCUGAUGUCCAAGAGCCAGUUAAAAAACCAACAAGAACCAGGAAAACUAAGGAAGAACUUGUAAAACCAAAGGAAGAAGAAAUCAAAACUGAUGAAACAGUCGUCCCCGAGGAGGCUGAAUCUUUGUUUGUUGUUAAACCACUGGAGAUGAAUGAGCAGGCUCCUGUCACUGAAAAAAAGACCAGGAGAGUAGGGAAAAAAGCCAAACAAGCCGCUGAAAGUGAAACAACUGUGGAGUCCACUGAGGUCGAAGAAGUGCCUGCUGUCAAACCCAAGCGAGGCAGGAGAGUAAAAGAAGCUACUGAAGUUGUUGCUGAAGUACCAGAGGCUGAAGAGAAAACUGCUGAGCCAGACGCUCCAGUUGUUAAACCCACAAGGGCAAGAGGUGUGAAAACUGUGAAAAAUCAAGUCUCAGAAGUCAUUCCAGCCAAAAGAGCACGUCGGGUUGCUGCAACUCUCCCUGAGGACACAGAAUCCACAGCCCUGGAUUUCUCUGUUCCAGCUGCAGAGCCGGCUAAGAGGGGGAAACGUACUGCAGCUAAGUCCAAAGCAGAUGAAUUGAUGGUGAGCAGCGAUCAGGUGAAUACAUCAGAAGCAUUAACCAGCGCGGUUACAGAAGACGUCAAAGGGUCCAAAAGGUCUGUGAAGGGGAAAGCAGAUCGUGAGGUCCUCCAGAUUCCAAAAGCAACACCUGUCAAAGCUGUGCGUGGAAAGAAGUCCAAACUGGUUGACGCUGAGAGCACAAACGCGUCACACGAUGCCGACAAAACUGAAGAGAAGGAUCUCUCAGAGGAAGUUGUUGAAGCUCAGCCCAUCAAGAGAGCCAGACGAGUGAAGGUCACUGAAGAAACAGUGGAUCCCAAGAAAGAUGCUGAAGCUGAGACACAACCCAAAACCCGCAGAGCAAGAACAACAAAGAAAUAAAGGCAUAUGUGUUUAUAUUUAGUCAAAUUACAUUUUUCUCUUUUAUACAUUUUGUAUUUGUGAUGUUUUAUAUUAUUUUUAGAGAGUAGUUUUAUUAGGAAAUCGAGCACUAGAUUUUUUUUUUUUAUUAUUGAAAUCUGCAGGGAAUCUUGUCUUAACCAUUUUUAUAAGUUGUACGUUAUUCAGUAUCGAUCUUAAAACAAUUUUAACAGUGGGGAAAAUAUGGUCAUUAAAUUUUUUGUACAAUUCAAAAGCUGGUGUGGAUUUUUGAAUAUUCUUCUAUCUGAAUAUGUAAUAUCUGGUACUUCAUGUUUAAAAAGAUUCAUGUUUUAAAAAUAAAUCCUUAAGCCUA
Platichthys flesus (European flounder) is the source of this 5656-nucleotide messenger RNA. RefSeq names its product marker of proliferation Ki-67 (gene mki67). Gene Ontology annotation, cellular component: nucleus; chromosome. Gene Ontology annotation, biological process: regulation of mitotic nuclear division; regulation of chromosome segregation. The transcript has 15 exons. The record is from RefSeq and is a predicted model, not a curated record. Lineage: Eukaryota; Metazoa; Chordata; Actinopteri; Pleuronectiformes; Pleuronectidae. Gene Ontology annotation, molecular function: protein binding. Bases 157 to 5304 code for a protein of 1715 amino acids.